UUUCCUACUUAAAAUGUGAUGGACUGAAAUUUCCAGCAGGGGGACAUUUGUCGGACUUCGCUCACCCUCGCAAGGCGGAGCCAGGAAAAACUCACCGUUCCCUUUACGACUUCUGUCCAGUGUCCAUUUCCAAAAACUAACAUCCUCGAAGAGGGUUUUGUAAAGUGCUAUGCUGUUUCGAAGAUUACUGGCUGAUUUAUCUCCGUCCGGUUCUCGAUAAAAUUUAGGAGAAAAUAUAUAAGAAGAUUGGGAAUGAGAGAACAAUGGCGAGCAAAUCUGAAGAUGAUCACAAUGAACCAGUAAAUGAACAAGCGGUUGCAAAUAAGUAUGCUACUAUGAGGUCUGAACUGAACCAAAUUUACUCAAAAAUCACUGAACUAGAGAUGGAAGUGAGUGAGCACUCAUUGGUCAUGAAUGCUAUUCAGCCGCUAGACCCAUCUAGGCGUUGCUAUCGGAUGAUUGGUGGUGUUCUAGUGGAGAGAACCAUCAGAGAGGUGUUGCCUGCUGUCCAUCGGAACAAAGAGGGGCUUGAGGAGGUUAUAUCCAGGCUCAAUGAAGCCUUGGAAAAGAAGAAAAAGGAAAUUGCUGACUUUGAGACCCAGUACAAAAUUAGGAUAAGAAAGUCUGAUGGUGAGACGAAGGAUGACAAUGGACGAAAGGAAGGUUCUUCUCAAGGAGUCCUUGUCGGCCCUGCAAGUGGAAGCGAAUGAUGGGUCUUGCAUCUCUUCCCACUUUAUUUUCUCGAACUAGAUACAUAAAUUUUCCUAUAGUUUUGUACUGGACAUUAAAGUCUAGGGUCUUUGGUUGCCUGAUAGUAGACUGUAAACUCUACCAAUGUUGCUGAAUGUGAGUUUGUGUUCGUUAUUUGUGUGAAAAAUGAUAUUUGGUAAACUAUUGAGCAUGAACACAAUUAUCUUCUAUAAUUCUGGGCUGGAUGACAAUGAUAAUAGUGGAGAAUAGUGGAUGUUAGCAUCAACAGCAGGGAUCUGUGUCUUUUGGUUUGGAUGUCAAUUUGGGCUGGAUGUGGAGUGUGGGCUUCACUUCUAAUAUGAAACGUCGCUCAAGACUUGUCUUUGUAUUAUUCUAUGUAUUAUCCUAAUUCAGUCGAGGUUCUUUUUCA
Messenger RNA from Juglans regia (Persian walnut), 1120 nucleotides. RefSeq names its product probable prefoldin subunit 2. Lineage: Eukaryota; Viridiplantae; Streptophyta; Magnoliopsida; Fagales; Juglandaceae. Gene Ontology annotation, biological process: protein folding. Gene Ontology annotation, cellular component: prefoldin complex; cytoplasm. Bases 264 to 710 code for a protein of 148 amino acids. The record is from RefSeq and is a predicted model, not a curated record. The transcript is spliced from 3 exons. Gene Ontology annotation, molecular function: protein folding chaperone.